GAGCGGCUCCGCCGCCGCCGGCGCGCCCCGCCAUGGCGCAGGCCCGGGGGGUGAACAGCCUGCGCUUCAACCAGGACCAGAACGCGGAGCAGGUCGGCAGCGUGGGGCUCGUGGAGAUGCUGAACCGCUCCAACCUGCUGGCCAUCGUGGGCGGGGGCAGCCACCCCAAAUUCCCCGACGCCUCAGUGCUGAUCUGGGAUGAUGCCCGCGAGGGGAAGGACAAACUGGUGCUGGAGUUCAGCUUCCCCAAACCCGUGCUGGCCGUGCGCAUGCGGCACGACAGGCUGGUGGUGGCGCUGCAGAGCCGCCUGUUCGUGUUCUCCUUCCCGCACCGGCCCAGCAAACUGUUCGAGUUCGACACCAGGGACAACCCCAAAGGUGAGGGAAACUGGGCAAACUGGGAACCCAAACUGGGGAACCCAAACACGGGAACCCCAAACUGGGAACCCCAAAGGACAUGGGCAGCACUUGGCAAUACUGGGGGUGUACUGGGGAUGUACUGGGGAGCGCUGGGCAGUCCAGGCUCUCUCAGCCCUGCGCCCCCAGGACCUGGGCUGCGCCGAGGGAUAGUGGGGGAGCACUGGGACCUGGGCUUAGCCAAGCCGGGCAGCUCCUCGGCACAGGCGAAACCGGGUGGCGCUGGGCGAUACUGGGGGAGCACCGGGGAUGUACCGGGGGUGACGCUGGUCAGCACUGGUCAGCACUGGUCAGCACUGGUCAGCCCCGUCCCCCCGUCCCAGGACCUGGGCUCGGCCAAGCCCGGCUCCUCCUCGGCGCCCGUGACCAUCAACGCGCACCAGUCCGAGGUGGGCUGUGCCGCGCUCGGCCCCUCGGGGGCGCUCGUGGCCUCGGCCUCGCGCCGCGGGACCCUGAUCCGCCUGUUCUGCACCCAGAGCCGCGCGCGGCUGCUGGAGCUGCGCCGGGGCACGGACCCGGCCACGCUCUACUGCCUGUCCUUCAGCCCUGACUGCUCGUUCCUGUGCGCCGUCAGUGACAAAGGCACCGGCCACGUCUUCGCCCUGCGCGACACGCGGCUCAACCGGCGCUCGGCGUGAGU
Messenger RNA from Ficedula albicollis (Collared flycatcher), 1057 nucleotides. RefSeq names its product WD repeat domain phosphoinositide-interacting protein 4-like. The coding region runs from base 33 to 1055 and encodes 340 amino acids. Gene Ontology annotation, molecular function: protein binding; phosphatidylinositol-3,5-bisphosphate binding; phosphatidylinositol-3-phosphate binding. The transcript is spliced from 7 exons. Gene Ontology annotation, biological process: autophagy of mitochondrion; nucleophagy; protein localization to phagophore assembly site. Gene Ontology annotation, cellular component: cytosol; phagophore assembly site membrane; extrinsic component of membrane. Lineage: Eukaryota; Metazoa; Chordata; Aves; Passeriformes; Muscicapidae. The record is from RefSeq and is a predicted model, not a curated record.